CAAAAACUAGACAAGGGUGAUGUUUUCAAAUCUGCUCAGUAAGGAAAUACUCAAGGCAGCAACAAUGUUUGCGAAUCUCCUUACAGGCGUAUGGACCUUGACGUUUUUGAUUCUGCCGGUCGCUUUUGCCUCUGACUGGAUAGUGCAUGUUCCUGUGGAUCCAGUCUAUGCUCCUUCUGGAUCUUCUGUAGUUCUGCAAUGCACCUAUGACUACCCUGAGGAGUCUGACCAGGGAACACCGCACAAAGUGCUGUCAGAGAUGUGGUGUCUGAAUGAAAGUCGCUGCAUUACUCCCAGAUACGUGUACCACAGUGCAGGGAUAUUCCCUGAGCCCUCAUACCAGGGCCGGGUCAAGUACUUGGGGCAGACAGGGAGCAAAAACUGCUCUCUGAUGAUAUCUAAUCUGAGGUCAGAAGACAGCGGGGUGUACAUGUUCUGGUUUAUUACUGACCACCCGAAGGCCAAGCUACCAGGACAGAAAGGAGUGAAUCUACAGGUCACAAAUCAGACAGGAACAAAAAGUGCAUCUUCAUCCACUACUGGCAUUGUGCUUGGAGUUAUCAUCAUGGUUAUCAUAAUAGCAGCCAUUGCGAUAUUCAUCAGACGCAAGUCACGACAGGGGUCAAGGUCACUUUAAACAAGUGUACCACAGAAGAUGAAAAAAAUUACUUGUGACUCUGACACAAGAGAUGGAAACCAACAGUUCUGCUUUUUUUUUCUGUUUGUGUGCUACUUUUACAUUCAUUUUAUGCAUUUUUGCAUCUGUUAUGCAGUCUGUUAUCUAUUUAUUUUUUUCUGCAUAUCAAACGGCACAAUGUUUCAUUCUUAUAUUUCACUUUUUGUAGUCAUAUUUCAGUUUUUGUACCCUACUAUCGUAUUGUAUCUUACUUUUUGCAAGUCACUGCCGCCGUGUUGCAUGUCACCAUGAACGUUGCUUGUCACGGAGUCUGUAAAAAGUGAAAAUAAUGGUUAUGUAUAGAUAGUAAAGAAUGUAAUAAGCCAUUAGUACAGAUAUUUAGUAAAUAAUUAAAAACUGCCUCUCGUUCUACCCUCUUCAGCACAUAAUUUUCAUUUAAAAUUACCUCACUUUCUAAAACGAAGCAACAUUCAUUAAAGGAAUAGUUCCCCCUAAAAUAAAAAGGUUGUUAAAAGAAAAAAAAAGGAUAUGCCAUUUGGUCUCAGUAAUCUAUGGAAGCCCAUAAAAAAUAAGGUAAUUGAGACUUUUUUUGUUCUCACUAUUCUGACUUUUUUUUCUCGCAAUUGCGUGAUACAAACACCCACAGAAUUGUGAGAUAUACACUCGCAAUUCUGAGAAAAAAAGUCAGAAUUCUAUUGUCGCAAUUGUAACUUUUUAACAGUUUUUUUCCCCCUAAAAAUUGGACUUUAUAACUCACAAUUACGAGUUUAUAUUUCACAAUUCUGUAAAAAAAAAAAAAAAAAAAAAAAACUCACAAUUGCAAGAAAAUGUUUUUAUUCUGACUUUAUUUUUCGCAAGAGUUCAUAUCACGCAAUUCUGAGAAAAAAAGUCAGACUUUAUAUUCUGACUUUAUAACUCGCAAUUGUGAGUUUAUAUCUUAUAUUAAAAGUCAAAAUUGUGAGUUAGUAUCAUGCAAUUAUGAGAAAAAGUCAGAAUUGUGAGAUAAAAAGUCGCAAUUAUUAUUUUUUUUAUUAUUUAGUGGAGGAAACAGGCUUCCAUAGUAAUCUGACGUGUGAAAAAUGUUAUAUAGUUAUUUUUCUUUUUGUGUGUGUGUGUGUCAAGGAGAAUCAAAGGUUAAUUUUAUUUAAUAGAAACAGAUCAGUACACAUUUUAAUUUCAUUUUCAGUAAUUGCAGUAAAUUGUGUAUUACUGCCAGAAAAUGUAUGACAACAGACACUGUUGGCAUUGUAAGAAAUUAUUUAUUUGGGGCUUCCUGUGAUUUAUUAUUUAAAUUAAAUUGAAUAUUUAUUUAUGUAUUUAUUUAUUUUAUGAUGGGAUCAUGUCACACUCAAGCAUAUAGUGGAUACAAUACCGUUCAAAUGGUCAUAGUCAGUAAAAUUAGUUUGUUUUUGUUUUUUUCAGCAAGGAGGCAUUAAAUUGAUCAAAAGUGACAGUAAAAACAAUUUUAAUGUUCCAAAAACUUCUAUUUCAUUUUUUUUUUUAAUUAAAAAAGUUCUGUCGAACUUUCUAUUCUUCAAAGAAUCCAGAAAAGAAUGUAUCACUGUUUCCACAAAAAUAUUAAGCAGCACAACUGUUUUCAACAAGAAGUAAUGUUUUUAAGCAAAGAAAUUAGAAAAUCAGACUGAUUUCUGACAGUGAAGACUGGAAUAAUGAUGAAUGCUUAAAUUACAUUUUUAAAAGUAAUUAAAACAAUCAUUAUGCAAUAUACAUUAUAUACAUAAUGACAUUUUGCAAUAUACAGUUGAGGUCAAAAGUUACAUACACCUUGCAGAUUCUGCAAAAUGUUAAUUAUUUUACCAAAAUAGGCUAAUAGGGAUCAUACAAAAUGCAUGUUAUUUUUUAUUUAGUAUUGACCUGAAUUAGAUAUUUCACAUCCAAGACAUUUACAUAUAGUCCACAACAGAAAAUAAUAGUUGAAUUUAUAAAAUGACCCUGUUCAAAAGUUUACAUGCACUUGAUUCUUAAUACUGUGUUCUUGUUACGGUUCUGCCUUAUUUUCUCCAUCUCUUCUUUAAGAACUCUCAAGUUGUUUCUGUUAUUGGUUUCCUGUGUUUUUGUUUCUGUUUCCCCCAUUCCCUGUGCUGUCUUGUUUGCUCCCACAUUUGUUUCUAAGGAAGUUCAUUAGCUCCACCCCCUUGUUAGUCUAGUUACCCUGUGUAUUUUAACCCCUGUGUUUCAGUCUUUGUUUGCCGGUCGUUGUUUUACUUAAUGUAAACUGUUGCAUGGUUUUUGCCUUGUAUGGAUUCCUCUGCCUUGUUUGGAUUCUUUUUAUUAUUUUUGUUAAUAAAUUGUGCUGCAUUUA
Labeo rohita (rohu) is the source of this 2960-nucleotide messenger RNA. Its product is annotated as myelin-associated glycoprotein. NCBI's taxonomy places the organism in Eukaryota, Metazoa, Chordata, Actinopteri, Cypriniformes, Cyprinidae. The transcript has 4 exons. The coding region runs from base 20 to 637 and encodes 205 amino acids. The record is from RefSeq and is a predicted model, not a curated record.